Messenger RNA from Alternaria infectoria, 1017 nucleotides. RefSeq lists its product as uncharacterized. The transcript is spliced from 2 exons. Bases 1 to 1017 code for a protein of 338 amino acids. Lineage: Eukaryota; Fungi; Ascomycota; Dothideomycetes; Pleosporales; Pleosporaceae. The record is from RefSeq and is a predicted model, not a curated record. Gene Ontology annotation, molecular function: catalytic activity.
AUGCAGGUGAAUCGCAACAAGAAGUCUGUCGGACUCGCUUUCAACAACCCCACCGGUAUCUCCAUCCUCCAUAGACUAGCCCAAGAGUGCGAUGUCCUCGUCGAAAACUACCUCCCCGGAUCACUCGCCAAGUACCAGCUCGACUACGCGACGCUUGCGAAGCUCAAUCCCUCUCUGAUAUACGCGUCUGUCACCGGCUAUGGGCAAACAGGGCCAUACCGCGACCGCGCGGGCUACGACGUCAUGGUUGAGGCCGAGAUGGGCUUGAUGCAUAUCACUGGCGAGCGCGACGGGCCCCCAGUCAAGGUCGGCGUGGCGGUGACGGAUAUCAUGACCGGGAUGUACACUGCGAUCGGCAUACAAGCAGCGUUGUAUUCGCGGAAAGAGACCGGCUUAGGUCAGUGGAUCGACGCGAGUUUGAGCGACGUACAGGUCGCGGGGUUGGCAAACAUCGCCAGCAGCGCGCUGGUGACAGGGAAGGGCGAUAGCGGACGAUGGGGAACUGCACACGCAACAGUAGUACCUUACCGAGCCUACAAGACAAAAGACACCAACAUCGCAGUCGGCGGCUGCAACGACCGCCUGUACGGCAUUCUCUGCGAUAAGCUACAGCGUCCAGAAUGGAAAACCGAUCCCCGCUUCCUUACGAACGCGCUCCGUGUCAAGCACCGUACCGAGAUCGACACGCUCGUAGAGGCCGAGCUCAUGACCAAGACAACGCAGGAAUGGUUGGAGAUCUUCGAGGGAAGCGGGAUGCCAUACGCAGCUGUCAACGACAUCAAGGGCACGGUCGAGCACGAGCAUGUUCUUGCGCGUAAUAUGAUCGAAGAGGUUGAGCACCCUGCUGUAGGCAAGGUGAAGCUUGUCAAUCAUCCGGUCAAAUAUUCGAGAGCAGAGCCGCGGAUCAGGAGUCCGCCGCCGUUGUUGGGUCAGCAUACGGAUGAGAUAUUGAGGGACGUACUGGGGUACGACGAGGCCGGUAUCAGAGAGCUGAGAGAGAAGAAAGUAGUCGCAUAG